AUGACGCGAGCAACUCGUCUCUUUUAUGGACUAGGAACGAUCUUCUCUCUGCUAGGCGCUACGAUCGCCACUGAGAAUCAACCCACCACGGAAUGGCCUCUGCACGAUGAUGGUCUGAACGAAGUGGUCCAAUGGGAUCACUACAGUUUCCAAAUCAACAGCCAGCGUAUCUUUGUCUUCUCCGGUGAAUUUCACUACUGGCGUAUCCCUGUCCCCGGUCUGUGGCGGGAUAUCCUCGAGAAGAUCAAAGCAGCCGGUUUCACGGCGUUUGCCUUUUACGCCAACUGGGCGUACCAUGCACCCAAUAACCAGACGCUCGACUUUACCACCGGCGCACAUGAUUUUACUCCACUAUUCGAAUUGGCAAAAGAGCUUGGGUUGUACAUUAUCGUUCGCCCCGGACCAUAUGUCAAUGCCGAAGCCAGCGCUGGCGGAUUCCCGCUGUGGCUGACUACUGGUGAAUACGGCUCCCUUCGCAACAAUGAUACUCGCUAUACCAAAGCCUGGACGCCGUAUUUCACCAAGAUGUCCCAGAUCACCAGCAAGUACCAGGUGACUAACGGAGAGAAUGCGAUGGUCUAUCAAAUCGAGAACGAGUAUGGAGACCAGUGGGUCGGUUCUGCGUCGAAACGUGUGCCGAAUGAAGACGCCAUCUCUUAUAUGGAGCUUCUUGAGGCAAAUGCCCGUGCCAAUGGGAUUACCGUGCCGUUGACUGCGAACGACCCGAACAUGAACUCGCAUUCGUGGGGAAGCGAUUGGUCUAAUGAGGGUGGUAAUGUGGACGUUGCUGGUGUAGACUCGUACCCUUCGUGUUGGACCUGCGAUCUCAGCCAAUGCACCUCAACGAAUGGCGAAUACAUCGCGUUCUCAGUCAUGGACUACUACGAUUACUUCCAAGAAUCCCAGCCCACCAUGCCCGAAUUCAUGCCCGAGUUCCAAGGUGGUUCGUACAACCCCUGGGGAGGUCCUGAGGGUGGCUGCGCGGAGAAUUCGAACCAGGACUUUGCGAAUCUGUUCUACCGAUGGAACAUCGGUCAGCGAGUCACCGCGAUGAGUCUGUACAUGCUCUUCGGUGGAACGAACUGGGGUGCCAUUGCUGCGCCGGUCACUGCCAGCAGCUACGAUUACUCGGCACCCAUCUCGGAAGAUCGAUCUAUUGGGGACAAGUACUACGAAACCAAGCUGCUAGCUUUGUUUACUCGCUGCGCGAAGGAUUUGACGAUGACAAACUUGAUUGGGAACGGCACUCAAUAUACUGAUAAUGCACUUGUCCGAGCCUAUGAGCUACGCAACCCCGACACGAAUGCUGGCUUCUAUGCGACUUUCCACACCAACACGUCUGUCUCGACUAACGAUGCUUUCCAUGUCAAGGUGAACACCUCUGCUGGUGUUUUCACUGUUCCCAAGCAUGGCGGGGUGGUCCGUCUGAACGGACAUCAAUCCAAGAUCCUGGUUACCGACUUCACCUUUGGCUCGAAGACAUUGCUGUAUUCCACCGCUGAGGUUCUAACAUACGCCGUGUUCGACAAGACUCCUACGCUGGUCCUCUGGGUGCCGACGGGUGAAUCAGGCGAAUUUAAUGUCAAGGGCGCGAAGAAGGGAUCCGUCAAGGAGUGCCAGGGCUGUUCUGGUGUGAAAUUCUUCAAGGAGAAUGGCGGUCUGACGGCCACCUUCACCCAGUCGUCCGGCAUGAGUGUGUUGGAGAUUGAUGAUUUCCAGGUCAUUCUACUCGACAGGACAGCGGCGUAUAAAUUCUGGGCUCCUGCGCUUACAAAUGACCCCCUUGUGCCUGAGACAGAGAGUGUGCUCGUUCAGGGACCCUACCUCGUUCGCGGCGCUUCUCUUUCGGGCUCGAAGCUUGCUGUGACAGGUGAUAUUAUCAACGCCACGACUUUGGAGGUCUUUGCUCCCAACGCAGUCAAGUCUAUUACUUGGAAUGGAAAGGCCCUGCACACUCAACGUACCGACUAUGGCAGUCUGAAGGGGUCCAUUGCAGCACCCAAGGCCGUUACCCUUCCUUCCUUUAAAUCAUGGAAGUCAGAGGACAGUCUUCCCGAGCGAUUGACUACUUAUGAUGACUCGGGAGCUGCAUGGGUUGAUGCCAACCACCAGUCCACGCUGAACCCACGCACCCCUACAACCCUGCCAGUCAUGUAUGCAGAUGAAUACGGCUUCCACAACGGUGUCCGCCUUUGGCGUGGGUACUUCAACGGCUCCGCAACAGGUGCCUACAUCAACGUCCAGGGUGGCUACGCCUUCGGCUGGUCCGCCUGGCUGAACGGCCAAUUCAUCGGCUCCUUCCUCGGCUCUGCCUCCGUAGAAGCAGGCAACCUAAACCUCUCCUUCUCCAACGCAACUCUCAACACCCACAAGCCCAACGUCCUCCUAGUCCUCCACGACGACACAGGCCACGAUGAAACAAGCGGUGCCCUAAACCCCCGCGGUAUCCUCGACGCCAGCCUAAUCGGUUCUUCAUCCGGUUUCUCCCACUGGCGUCUGGCCGGUACCGCCGGCGGCGAGUCUAACCUCGACCCUGUUCGUGGCGUAUUCAACGAAGACGGUCUGUACGGUGAGCGUGUUGGCUGGCAUCUCCCCGGCUUCGACGACUCGGCCUGGUCCAGCGCCUCAUCUCUAAGUUUCACCGGCGCAACUGUCAAGUUUUUCCGUACCACUAUCCCGCUCAAUCUCCCGUCUGACACGGACGUAUCGAUUUCUUUCGUCCUGUCUACGCCGUCUGGUAAAACGACCGCGUAUCGCGCGCAGAUCUUCGUGAACGGGUACCAGUAUGGUCGGUAUAACCCGUAUAUCGGCAACCAGGUGGUUUAUCCUGUUCCGGCGGGUAUUUUGGACUACACCGGCGAGAAUACGGUGGCUGUUGCUGUGUGGGCGCAGACGGAGGCGGGGGCUAGUAUUGAGGUGGAUUGGCGGGUUAACUAUGUGGCUGAUAGUUCGCUGGAUGUUAUUAGUGUUAGUGAUAAGGCGGAGGGACUGAGGACUAAGUGGACUGAGGUGCGGAAGAAGUAUGCCUGA
Molecule: messenger RNA, 3030 nt
Organism: Penicillium daleae
Lineage: Eukaryota; Fungi; Ascomycota; Eurotiomycetes; Eurotiales; Aspergillaceae
Product: glycoside hydrolase family 35 protein
Exons: 6
Coding region: 1-3030 (1009 amino acids)
Biological process (GO): carbohydrate metabolic process
Cellular component (GO): vacuole
Molecular function (GO): beta-galactosidase activity
Source: RefSeq, a predicted model, not a curated record